AUGUCAAUGGCAUACUACUUUGCCGCGCACUUCAACGUGCUCAACACACAUAUGAGCGAUAACGCCAUAUCAAGCACCACACCUCCCCUGCGCACAUCACCAACAGGAGGACAAACACAUCACCCCACCACACCCUCAAAACGGCUCCCUACAUCCUCCCAAAAACAAUCAAUCUUCUUCCUCCUCCCGGCCGAACUCCGCAACCAAAUCUACGACUACCUCCUCUGUGCCAACACCCCAAGCUCAAACUCCCUAGUAGAGUACUCGCAACAGCGCAGCCACGCCCCGCAACCCAUCUACCCAGCCAUCCUCGCCACCUGCAAGCGAAUCCACCAAGAAGCCCAGGACCUCCUCUACUCAACCCACAUCUUCCAAGCCCACCCUUCCCUCCUGACAUCUCUCCCUCACCUCGUCUCCCCCUGGAAACCCCUCCUCGACGCCUCUGCAAUCGCAAAGAUCCGGCGCUGGUACCUAUCUGUGCGUCUGGAUACCGAUCCACGGUUUACAGAGAAGCAAGCUACGGCUGCGUUUAGCGGAGCAGAGUACCUGGAGAUUCAUGCGUGGCAGAGUAUGUUUGAUGGGUGUGACGAUGGCGUUUUACGGCUUUUUUCGGGAAUAAGGGGUGUUAGGGUUGCGAGGGUGACGGGUUGUGCGAAGGGUGAGUUUGCGGCGUGGUUGGAGGGGCAGAUGAUGAGGCCGAUUGAGGAGGAGAUGGAGGUAGAGGAGAGCUGUAGUUGUGCGAAGGGCGUUUGUGGGAAGUGUGGGGAGAGGGUUGUGUGUGAGGAGAAGGUUGUGCCGUGGAUUGGCCAGGAAAGGGAUGUUUGGACUUUUGGAAAUCGAUGA
Messenger RNA from Bipolaris victoriae FI3, 843 nucleotides. RefSeq lists its product as hypothetical. The transcript has a single exon. NCBI's taxonomy places the organism in Eukaryota, Fungi, Ascomycota, Dothideomycetes, Pleosporales, Pleosporaceae. The coding region runs from base 1 to 843 and encodes 280 amino acids. The record is from RefSeq and is a predicted model, not a curated record.